UGCGCGAAAUAAUACUAGUUACUACACAUAAUACAUUGCUCCGUACACAGCGAAAUUGGGCAGUGGUUGACCGCAAAGAAAGUUGUCAACUUUGUGACUCUUCGUGUGUCACUUUUCACGCAAGAACAACCUCAAAUGUGACCUUCCUCUUGGUCACACCAAGCACCUACAAAACACUCGGUUGCCACCCUCGGCGUUCUCAGAAGCAGUAUCUUCAGUUUCGUUGCGGGAAAGCAAAAUUGCUGUACAAAAUUUACUUGGUUUGCACAAGAUGGCAUCUUCAUCAUCAGUUGAACCCAAGGCACACAGUGUGGCAUCGAUCCCAAAAGCCAGGAAAUCUUUCAAGGGCUCUGCUCCUAAAAAGUUGGCCGAAAACGACAGAGAAGUUUCAUCUCAGGACUUUGAGGAUGGCAUCUUAGAAAGUACAGGAGUAGUGGAUGAAUCAAGUUUGAUUGGUGAAGGAGAGAUGUUGCAUGGCCACUUUAAAGAAGAGAACAAUAAUGACAUAGGAGCGACAGGACUAAAAGAUAAUGCAGCAGUUCGAGAUGUUUAUGACUUUGAGGAUGAGGGUGGUAUAGAUGUCACAGAAGAAGGCAUCGAAGAGAACGACUUUGAAGGCAUCUCGUCCGACGAAGCCAAGGAGCUGUUUCAGAAGAUGCCUCUGCAAGUCCAACCCGUCCGCAUCCGCAAGAACCUCAAGACCAUGCAGUAUGAGUGCCCAGCCUGCUCCUUCACCUCGCUGUACUACAGCGCGGUCUCAAACCACACGCUGAUCCACACCGGCGAAAAGCCCUACCAGUGCAAACUGUGCAACUAUCGCGCCCGCCAGCGCGGGCAUAUCCUAAUCCACAUGCGGAUUCAUAGUGGCAAGAAGCCGUUCAAGUGCUCGCAGUGUAGCUAUUCCACCAUCCAACGUAACCAUCUGCGAGUUCACAUGCAGGUUCAUAGCCAGGACCGACCCUUCCAGUGCCCCGGUUGCCCGUACCGCUCCAAGCACCUCUCUGUUUUGCAAAUGCAUAUCCGUAAGUUCAAGCACAAUCGCACGUUCCGUUGCGAGGAGUGCGAUUACGCCACAGCGCGCAAGCACAAUCUGAUCCAACACAUGUCCAUCCAUACAGGAUCCAAGCCGUACAAGUGCGACAUGUGUCCGUACGAGUCCAGCCAAAAAGGGCACCUGAAUGUUCACAUGCGGAGCCACACUGGCGAAAAGCCGUACAUGUGCCACGAGUGCCCCUUUGCCUCGACGGUACCCAAGUCUCUCAGAGAGCACAUGGGGAUGCAUCAGGGUCAGCGGCCCCACAAGUGUCCGCACUGUUCUUUCUCGACAAGCCAGUCCUUCUCGCUGAAGAAACACGUCGCUCUGCACAUCGCCGAGGUUAAGAAAUUCAGGUGUGGCCUGUGCUCCUUCUGCUGCAGUGUAAAAGAAGACUUUCUGACACAUUGCGCUUUCCACAAACCUUCGACUUACUCCUGCCCUUCCUGCAAUUUCACAACACCUAUCAAGCACCAGUAUGCAACGCAUUUGAUGAGCCACGUCCAUAUGAACGACAGCAACAGUGUCCCAACUGCUGACGACCUAGCCCCUGAUCCCGCUCCAGAUCAAACAGAAAAUGAAAACUCUCCAACAAGCAAGAUGACCGCGGUCCAACAAAAACUUCCCCAAUCCAGUUUUCGUCAUCAAAAUGGCCUCGGCAAGAAAAAGAGCGUAUAUGGUAGAAAUGGGCAAAAACUCAAAAUCAACAUCGGGUCUCUAGUCAGCAAAGCCAAGCCCUCGCCGACAAAAAUGAAAAUCCAGCAAAACGCCGGAAGUGAAUCGCCGUCGAGCUCGCGAUCGUCCACACCGGUUUUUCAAGACCACUACCCCUCGCCUCGAGUUCAGUCGUUCGUUGAGGACCAACCAUCCCCUAAUAAGUCCAAGAGGGUGUUUGUUUGUCUGUACUGCGAUAUCGAGUUGUGGACUCAGGAGGAGUGGGUGAGCCACGAGAUGCGCCAUUUUAAUUCCUGGCCCGAAAUAAUGUAGCCUAGUAUAAACGUGUAAGAGUCGUAGUUGUGUCUGUCACAAGCCAAAUCACAAGACCUUCGUAAGUUGUAAAUGAAGUACUUGUGAUGGAUCAUAAGUACAUUGUAUAUUACAAGUCAGGUCACAAGUCAUAUCACAAGUCAGAUUACAAGUCUGAUAAUAAGUAGCUAGAGAUGCUCAUUGACAAAGGUAAGCCUUUGUUGCAGGUCAUUUGGAUAGGUUUUGACUUAACUGGCAACCAAAAGGCCUGUGAUUGAAUUGCGAUCGAAUGGUUCUGUGAUUGACUUGUGAUCAAUCUACAGUGAUUGAUCUGUUAAGAUUUGUGAGGAUGACUUAAAAUACACUGCUGCCGUGUGU
Patiria miniata (bat star) is the source of this 2377-nucleotide messenger RNA. Its product is annotated as gastrula zinc finger protein XlCGF57.1-like. Lineage: Eukaryota; Metazoa; Echinodermata; Asteroidea; Valvatida; Asterinidae. Gene Ontology annotation, biological process: regulation of DNA-templated transcription. The transcript has 2 exons. The record is from RefSeq and is a predicted model, not a curated record. Gene Ontology annotation, molecular function: RNA polymerase II cis-regulatory region sequence-specific DNA binding; DNA-binding transcription factor activity, RNA polymerase II-specific. The coding region runs from base 272 to 2020 and encodes 582 amino acids.